Cercospora beticola is the source of this 3600-nucleotide messenger RNA. It is a transcript of the gene KGD1, whose product is annotated as alpha-ketoglutarate dehydrogenase KGD1. Lineage: Eukaryota; Fungi; Ascomycota; Dothideomycetes; Mycosphaerellales; Mycosphaerellaceae. Gene Ontology annotation, molecular function: thiamine pyrophosphate binding; oxoglutarate dehydrogenase (succinyl-transferring) activity. Gene Ontology annotation, cellular component: oxoglutarate dehydrogenase complex; mitochondrion. The record is from RefSeq and is a predicted model, not a curated record. Gene Ontology annotation, biological process: tricarboxylic acid cycle.
CUGGUCGCUACACACAGCAUCCAUCACCUGCACACCCUCCCGCUCGCCUCUUGGACUCCAGCGCAGCUUCAGCGCAUGAGGCCCUCCACGUCCACCUAAUACUCGCACACUGCUGAGCGCCCAUCAAGAACUCGCAGCCAUGCUGCUCUCCCAGCUUUCCGCAUGCAGCAAACGCCUGGCCACCGGCAGCUCCGCGAGAGCCUUCUCCUCCAUCGCGCCCAAGAGCGCGCCUCGAACGGUACUGGUUGCAAACAGGCGUGAGCUCGGUGUUGCUUCAUACAAUGCCUUCACUUCGCAGUACCGCAACUAUGCGCAGGCGGCGGAGAGGACAGAUCAGGGCGUAGACCCCUCAGACUCGUUUCUGACCGGAAACACUGCCGGCUACGUCGACGAGAUGUACUCUGAGUGGAAGCGCGAUCCCAGCUCCGUCCACGUAAGCUGGAAUCACUACUUCCGCAACAUGGAAUCGGGAGACAUGCCCGUCUCAAGAGCUUUCCAGCCGCCACCGACCAUUGUUCCACAACCAGCUGGCGGAGUGAUUGCUCCAAGCGGUGCGGUCGGUGUGGCAGAGGGCCAAAGCAGCGAGGUCCUCAAUCAUUUGAAGGUUCAGCUGCUCGUGCGAGCAUACCAGGCGCGUGGACACCACAAGGCCGCCAUUGACCCGCUGGGCAUCAAGGACCUGAAUCGAUCGACACCGAAAGAGCUCGACUUGGCUACAUACAACUUCUCGGAAUCAGAUAUGGAGCAGGAGUUCUCCCUCGGACCUGGUAUUCUGCCCAGGUUUGCAAAAGAUGGUCGAGAGAAGAUGACACUCCGCGAGAUCAUUGAUGCUUGCGAGCGCUUGUACUGUGGUCCGUACGGUGUGGAAUACAUUCACAUUGCGGACAGAGAGCAGUGCGACUGGCUCCGUGAGCGCAUUGAGGUUCCAUCGCCAUACAAGUACUCAGUGGACGAGAAGCGCAGAAUUCUGGACAGACUCAUCUGGUCUUCCUCGUUCGAGACGUUCCUUGCUACCAAGUACCCCAACGACAAGCGUUUCGGUCUCGAAGGUGGUGAGUCACUCAUUCCUGGCAUGAAGGCUCUCAUCGAUCGCUCAGUCGAUUACGGAGUCAAGGAUAUUGUCAUCGGUAUGCCCCACAGAGGUCGUCUGAACGUGCUGUCCAAUGUGGUCCGCAAGCCAAAUGAGUCUAUCUUCUCCGAGUUCGGUGGUUCCGCUGAGCCGUCCGACGAGGGCUCGGGAGACGUGAAGUAUCACUUGGGUAUGAACUUCGAGCGCCCCACUCCUUCUGGCAAGCGCGUGCAGCUGUCUCUGGUCGCCAACCCUUCGCACUUGGAGGCGGAGGAUCCAGUUGUGCUUGGCAAGACUCGCGCUAUCUUACACUACAACAAGGACGAAGAGCAGGCGAACUCUGCCAUGGGCGUUCUCCUUCACGGUGAUGCUGCAUUCGCUGCUCAAGGUAUCGUGUACGAGACUAUGGGUUUCGUUGGUCUGCCAGCGUAUCAGACCGGCGGCACCAUCCACAUUGUCGUGAACAACCAGAUUGGUUUCACGACUGACCCACGUUUUGCUCGUUCCACUCCAUACUGCUCUGACAUCGCCAAAUUUGUGGAGGCUCCUAUCUUCCACGUCAACGGCGAUGACGUUGAAGCAUUGAACUUUGUCUGUCAGCUUGCCGCCGACUGGCGUGCCAAGUUCAAAAAGGAUGUUGUCAUUGAUAUCGUCUGCUACAGAAAGCAAGGCCACAACGAGACCGAUCAACCCUCGUUCACUCAACCGCUCAUGUACAAGAAGAUCAAUGAGCAACUGCCGGUGCUCGACAAGUACACAAAGCAGCUGCUCGAGGCCAAGACCUUUACCAAGGAGGACAUCGAAGAGCACAAGGCCUGGGUGUGGGGAAUGCUCGAAGAAUCUUUCGCGAAGUCUAAGGACUACCAGCCAAACUCAAGAGAAUGGUUGACUAGCGCCUGGCAUGGCUUCAAGUCGCCCAAGGAAUUGGCAACAGAAGUGCUUCCUCACGAGCCAACCGCUGUCGAGCCAGAAGUCUUGAAGCACGUCGCCAAGAUUAUCGGACAGCCUCCGGAAGGCUUCCACGUCCACAAGAACCUUAAGCGUAUCUUGGCUAACAGGACGAAGACUGUGGAAGAAGGCAAGAACAUCGAUAUGUCUACUGGAGAAGCUCUCGCUUUCGGAACGCUUGUACAGGAAGGCCACCAUGUCCGUGUCUCUGGACAGGAUGUAGAGCGUGGUACCUUCUCUCAGCGACACGCGGUGCUGCACGACCAAGAGAACGAAGACACCUACACUCCACUGAAGCACAUCAGCGAGGACCAAGCAUCUUUCGUCAUUGCAAACUCGAGUUUGUCUGAGUACGGUACCUUGGGCUUCGAAUAUGGAUACUCGCUUUCUUCGCCUACCGCCCUUGUCAUCUGGGAAGCUCAAUUUGGUGAUUUCGCCAACAAUGCGCAAUGUAUCAUUGACCAGUUCAUUGCAUCCGGAGAAGUCAAGUGGCUGCAACGUUCCGGUCUCGUGGUGAACUUGCCCCACGGCUACGAUGGACAAGGUCCUGAGCACAGUUCAGGUCGCAUGGAGCGUUUCCUCCAGCUCUGUAACGAGGAUCCACGUAUCUUCCCAUCGCCUGAGAAGCUUGACCGCCAGCACCAGGACUGCAACAUGCAAAUUGUCUACUGUACUACCCCGGCAAACAAUUUCCACAUCCUCCGUCGUCAAAUGAACCGACAAUUCCGCAAGCCUCUGAUCUCGUUCUUCAGUAAGAGUUUGCUGCGCCACCCACUUGCGCGUUCCAAGAUUGAAGACUUCACCGGUGACAGCUCAUUCCAGUGGAUCAUCCCAGACCCCGCUCACGAUGCCGACGCUCAGUUCAAGAUCGACUCACACGACAAGAUCGAGCGCGUCAUUCUGUGCUCUGGACAGGUCUUUGCUGCUCUAUUCAAGCACCGUGAACAGAACAACAUCACCAACACUGCCAUCACUCGUAUCGAACAACUCAACCCCUUUCCGUGGGCACAACUCAAGGAGAACCUGGACAGCUACCCUAACGCCAAGACUAUCGUCUGGUGUCAAGAAGAGCCUCUCAAUGCCGGUGCUUGGAGCUUUACGCAACCUCGUAUUGAAACUCUUCUCAACCACACUGAACACCACGACCGCAAGCACGUUAUGUACGCUGGACGAAACCCAAGCGCAUCGGUGGCUACUGGUCUGAAGAGCAGCCAUACGCUCGAGGAGCAGAACCUGCUGAAGAUGGCCUACGAAGUGAAGCAGGAUAAGCUCAAGGGAGAGUAAGCGUCCGACAAUGUAACAACGGUACUGCUGUGAUGCGGUAACGAAUGAAGAGCCAGAGUGACACGAAGCACGCGAAGUGGCGGAGAUGCAUCUACUUUUUUCAAUGCCAAGCACAAUCAUGCUCGACAAGCAUCAGGUUGCUUGUCCCAGUGAAAGAAACAAUGGCGGAUAGAUGGUACACGCACGGAAGUCAGACGCGUGGCGUGUUUGUCCCAAGGUUGAUUUGUAUUUGACUUUGAAAGCGAAUGGACGGAAAGUCUUGCAUGAUUGUACAUAUUACAUGGUGUAGUUAUUCGGGG